This is a messenger RNA of Scophthalmus maximus (turbot), 5069 nucleotides long. It is a transcript of the gene lin7c, whose product is annotated as lin-7 homolog C (C. elegans). Gene Ontology annotation, cellular component: cell-cell junction; synapse; MPP7-DLG1-LIN7 complex. The record is from RefSeq and is a predicted model, not a curated record. The transcript has 5 exons. Gene Ontology annotation, biological process: neurotransmitter secretion; protein localization to basolateral plasma membrane; maintenance of epithelial cell apical/basal polarity. The coding region runs from base 177 to 782 and encodes 201 amino acids. Gene Ontology annotation, molecular function: L27 domain binding. NCBI's taxonomy places the organism in Eukaryota, Metazoa, Chordata, Actinopteri, Pleuronectiformes, Scophthalmidae.
ACGAGGAUUAGUGAACGCACCACUACACUGGCAGCUAGCCUAGCCUGCUAACUUGGCUAAUCUGAUCGCCUGAGUUAAGCGCACGGAACGCCAGCCAGGAUUACCAAAUUUUAGUUUUCCAUAACUAGCGUUUGACGCGAUAUCUACCUGACGCCAAGCGGCCACUCGCGACCAGGAUGGCAUCGCUCGGGGAGCCUGUGCGGCUGGAAAGAGAUAUUAACCGUGCUAUCGAACUGCUCGAUAAGCUCCAGAGAACGGGGGAAGUGCCUCCCCAGAAGCUGCAGGCGCUGCAGAGGGUUUUACAGAGUGAAUUCUGUAACGCUGUCAGAGAAGUUUAUGAGCAUGUGUAUGAAACCGUGGACAUCAACAGCAGUCCUGAGGUCAGGGCCAACGCCACAGCUAAGGCUACUGUGGCGGCUUUUGCAGCAAGUGAGGGACACUCACACCCACGUGUGGUGGAACUACCUAAGACAGAGGAAGGCCUUGGAUUCAACAUAAUGGGUGGAAAGGAGCAAAAUUCCCCUAUUUACAUCUCACGGAUCAUCCCAGGAGGCAUUGCUGACCGUCAUGGAGGCCUGAAGCGAGGCGACCAGCUUCUUUCUGUUAACGGGGUGAGUGUUGAAGGCGAGCACCACGAGAAAGCUGUGGAACUCCUCAAAGCAGCUCAGGGCACAGUGAAGCUGGUAGUAAGGUACACUCCCAAAGUCUUAGAGGAAAUGGAGUCCCGCUUUGAGAAAAUGAGGUCGGCGAAGCGCCGGCAACAGAACAACUAUCCCCAGUAGGAUUUCCCAAUGUUGAUGCCCAGCUCCCGUGUCCCUCCUCCUCUAGCCUUCUGGCCAUCUGUUCUAGUCUCCUUUUCUUAUCUCCUGGCCCAAAAAAACAUUACAUACAUAAUUUAAAGUUUUAGUUGUGACUCACACAUUCCAUACAUUGUGCUUCUUUCCCUGUCUGUAGCAUUUUUAAUAUUCACCGUUGUAACUGCACUAGACACUACAACUCCAGAGGAACACUAGCAUGACUGCGAUUGUGAGUGAAGAUGGUCUCUCACACGUGUGCAUUAUUUUUGAAUUGACACUUUGAAUGCAACUGAGUACUUUAGCGACAGUCUACAGAGCUCCUUUGACUGGAAAGGUAGUGUUUUUAACUCUUUUAUCAGCCACUACCAAGUGCCUCAGGGCAAACACGUUCAUCCUAUGUACUGUGUUCACUGUUCUUGUUUUGUUUUAAACGGUUUAAAGUCAAGUACUGGUAAUUAAACACUUGCGGCAGGAAUUACUAUAUGCUUUGCAGCGGUCAUUUUCAAAGACUGUUUAAUUUGGGUUUGAGUACGGUUUCAUUUUAAUGGCCACUCUACAUGCAAGUCCAGAAUAGCUGGAGGAGCUUUUCGAGGAGUUGAAUUUGUUGGAAAAAAGGAAAAAAAAGAUAUUUAUAUGUUUGAUAAUAAGGGAAACCACUGAAAUGACACGUCAAAUCAAAAAUGAUGGAUUAUCUUUAAGUUAUUUUUUCUCUGGGUUUACCAUCACCGUCAUACCAUGCUAUGAACAAGUUCAUCAGGUACUGUAAGUGAUGUAAAAGGGUCUCUGCAAAUCAUGAACUGAGUUCCUGCCAACACACCGACUCACAUUUUUUACUUUUAUCAAAGUUAUAAAAGUACACAAGUAUACACUCAGUCAAGUCAGCAUGCACGAGAUGAAACCUGUUCUGCUUGUGAUUCAUUUUUCUUGACAUAAAUCAGAAAUGUACUUUAAGUCAUAUUUUUAUUUAGUCAGGUAGCUAAUGAGAAGUCAGUUACUUAACAUUUGACUGUGAUCUUUUCUGAAAACUGCUUCUUAGUAUUGUUGGCAUCAGUUAGUGACAGUGGAAAGCAUAAGAAGACAUUCAUGAUAUCAAGCAAUCUCUUCAUGUCACAGUUAAUGCCCAAUGUGAGCUUUCAUCAUUGUGUUAAUGAAUGAAAUGGCAGAUGUUGAUAUAACACACAUUGUAUAUGGCCAUUCAUCAAGACUACAGUCUUUAGGGCAUUAUGUUGUAAAUCAGUUGCAUUGGCAAACCAUUCGUUUCUAUUUGUCUGUCUGUUUUAACAUGUCACUCCAUGUCUUACAAAAAACAAAUAGUGUGUCUUAAGUCAAGCUUUUGCAACUUUUGGACUUUAUAUCCUGGUAUCAUUUAGAUCUGUAAUGGUUAAUUAUACCCACGUUACCAAGGCCGGAAUAAGGAUUAACAUUUAAAGACAAGACUGCAGCCGCACAUUUCAAUGAUUUAGUAAAUAGAUUAGUCAGAACCAUAGACUGGAUCUAAAGAUGGACGACAGUGACUCCACUUCCUCCUGUUGUACAAAAAUCAAUUUAAAAUAAUCUGGCUACGUGUGCCGCCAUCUUGCCCUUUCGAUGUCAUUUAUACACAUCAUAUACACAUAUACACACACAUAUAUGUCUCUACAGAUUUACUGCCAUACAGUACCAAGACAUUGUGGUGAUUUUAUUUAAUUAUUCCUACCAGUUGGUUUUGCUGCUUUAAACCCCCAUAUUUUAGUGGCAACCAUGUCCUCUGUUCCAUAUUUAUUAUGGGCUAAUAAAUGGCACAUCAUGUUAAAAUAAGAAGGAUGAUGACAAACAUUUUAUUACUGAACACUGCCAGUCGCUGGCAGUUCUGAUAUGUGGUCUAAAGCAGGCUAAUGUCAAACCCAUGCCAAUAACCCUCAGUAUACUACAAUACAUUCACAUAUACAGCACGUAUGUACAAGGGUUUACUAGUGUUUGCAGUAUUGACGAUCAACUAUCGUAUUAAUCUGUGUCAUGAGAAACAUUUUUGGGACUAUAAAUGAACGACUUGUCCAAGUCUUUCAUGCAACAUGUUAAUCACAAACAAGCAUGUCAUGUUUUUUCUAUACAAUACUUAAUUAUUCAACAUAUUAUAACAAAGGUUUUUAUUUUAAGACUUUUCUUCCGUUUCCAGCAAAGGGGGAAAAAGCAUUCUUAUGUAUCCACAUAAGUGUUUUGUUUCCAUUGUAGAUGUAAUAUCCUGUAUAUAGCAUAUAGCAUAACUUAAACUAGGCUUUAGCUGCGUAAGCCAUAAUAUUGUCCAGUCUCAGGAUCAACACAUCACAUCAUUGAGACAGGAAGGUGGUAACGAUGAGAUAGUUAUAGUGAGUAUAGUUAUUUAUCUAACUGGUGUUGAAAUGUAAACGGGUGGAGGAUAAAGUAACAUCAAAGCACGAGGGUGUUUCCUGAAAGCAGGAAAGCUUAACUUCUGUUUUCAUUUGAAUGGUGUAAUACAUGUCCUGCUCUUUGUGUGUCGUACCAUUCUUCAGAAAUCUUUUUUUGUUUUUUGUUAUGCUCUGUAGUGUUAAAUGGAUAUCCAGUCAAGUGUUUUGGCACAUGCUGUCAUGGCAUCACGACUAUAAACAGCUGUACAGUUAUUGUGACCAAGGCGUCACAAUUAGGCGUUUCCAUUUGUUUUUGUAGCUGCUUUUUUGGUGUAGUUAAUCCACAGCUUUUCUCUCUUGUUUUUCCAUUUAGUGUUUUUUUUCUUUUUGCAUAUAUUUUUCCACAAUCUCUCAACAUACUAUAAGGUCCAGUGCAACUUACUGUUACAUGUAUUUCUUCAGCAAACUGCAGUUACCUUAUUAAAAGGUAUUAAAGUCCAUAGGUACUUUUCGUCAUAAAAUAUUUUUAUUGUUUUCUCUCUAAUAAACGUGUGGGAUUUUGUGAUCGCAUCACUAAAUGCAAAAAAUAAAUAAUGUCAAUUUCAGUACAAGAUUAGGAAAAGAUUGGAGUGUAAGUUGGUGAUGUUGUGAUUUUUUUUUCUUCAAUAAUUGGAACUAAAAAUGUUGUUUGUGAAGUAAAAUUCAGAAAAAAAAUCAAGUUGCUUAUGGACAUCUGUUUAUUUGUCUGUUGCAGUCUCGACAUAUGUCCAUUGUUUGUUACCCUCCAUGUCAACUCAAAGUCUGCUGUUCCUUUAAAUGUCAAAUUUACCUGCAGGAUAAUGUUCUCAGUGGAAGGUUUCUAGCAACCUCUAUUGAGUUGUGUGUUGUAAUAAUAUAAGAGAGAGAUUCAUGAUGAGCACAUAGUAUUAGUAGGUCUUACUAUUAUUUUACUACUGAAUAUUAUUGAAACCUACAUGGACAAACAUCUAAAGUAAUACGAACCGCUGCACUCAAAGACAUUGGAGUUACACAAUGUGAGACAUUUACAAUGCUUGUUAUUGUAAGAUUCCCCUAUUGCUCACGACCAUAUUAACAGUUAAAAUUCCUGUGUGAUAUUAGCCUUUCUACCUAAUUAAUUAUUGUCCGGAUGCAUGUAGAAGAAGAAUAGGCUCGUGCGGACGUGUGGGUCUGUAGUAGACCAUUCCAUAGGUUUCCUUAAGCAGAGGUUUGUUGUGAGGUAGAAGAUUUAGCUGAAGAGUUUGGGGUGUACAUAAAAGUUGAAACGUCUUAAUAUAAUGAAUAGUUUGUUCCCUUACUUGUCUUUAUCCAACAUUAGAUAUCUAGUUCACUGCUCACACACACCAACACAUGUAUAGUAAAAUCAGGAAAGAAUGUGAUGAGGCUCACGCUCCACUGAAUGACACAAAUGUUUGUGAAGUCAUCUUCAACUUUCUACACAUUUUCCUUGUCUAUACAUUGGAAUGGUCAAUAAAGUAUUUUUUAUAAUAGUUUUCUUUUGAUGUUUUUCUCAAAUUUUAUAUGUGGUUUUCCUAAAACAUGAAUACCAGGAAUAAUUCGUAUUUCCGACUUUCUCUGAAACGCAGCACUGAUGUAGAACGGCUCAAUCCUUCCUGAUUAACGCACAGACUUAAAAAGAGAAACUGUCCUACAUCGGUGCUUCUUUUCCAAGAUAUGAGAUGAUUUGUCUUUUCUUUUUAGACCAAACUUGCCACAUUUGUGAACAUUUUGAUAAUGUUUUGAAAUGUUUUAGUCGCCGCUUGUUUUGGAUUAUUACCUGUAGACUGCGUUGUGUUAUGUUGUGUUAUCUAAUUUACUGUGUUACGUUUAUGUGGAAUGUAAAAGGUUGUGAUAUAGAACGUAACAAUAGUUGGACUGGAGAAUGAAUAAACUGUGCUUCAAUGUUGGA